UUUAAAACGACUAUUUAAAUUCUUACGUGACUUUUUGAAAUACCACCUGUUCCCCUGUUCGUCAAAAGAGUGAACAUGUGAACAACGUAUAAAUAAUGAAGUUGAUGUUUGUUUUAUUGUUUUGUUUUGUUUUGAUUCAAAAUUUCUUUAUAUUGCACAACAAUGCCUAAUCCCUAAUAUUUCUAUUCCAUAGAAAAUUUCUAUGAAAACGACUCUAACAAGGUGAGAGUGUAGAGUUCGUGUUCGUAGAGUAGAGUUAUAUAGUAGAGUGGAGGUAAAGGUGUGAUCAGUGUGAUGUCACACUUUGACUUUAUAACUGUGGUGAUGUGAAUGUGAACUACUAAGAACUUGAUUGUUCUUUAUAGUUUUGUAAUUAGGUGGUAUUAGUAUAGUAUAUUCAAAGUAUUACCAAGUAUUAGUGCCCAAAGCAAUAUGUCGUCUCCAUGGGCAAAAAUUGAGCAACCUGAUCCAGUAGAUCUGGAAGAAAUCCUAUCUGAAGAGGUAGCCAGACAACUGCAAAUAAAAAAAUACAAAAAAAUGACCCAAAUGAAUAAGGAAGACUUAAAAACUGCAGUAGAAUUACCUGACAGUCUGAAAACUGUGUUUGAUAAUAUUUGUGAUAGUGAAGAAACUUUGGUCAGGAUGCGGAAAACCCAUAAUGAUGACCAAUCCCAUAAAGUAAAAUUAAAUAAAUGUACAUUGCUUUACAAUUGUGGAGAAAAUUCUAUUAAUGCUGAUUUCGUCAGUGAUUCUGAUAAUGAAGAAGAAAUUUUAGAUGCUAAUGAAAGAAAAUUCUGGGAUAGAUUUGAAAAUUUAGAACCCGAAUUGGAUUUAAAACUACAGUGUCUUAACAAAGUUCCACAUAAAAGACAUAUGAAUGAAGUGAUGAGUGAAAUACAAAGAGUUUGUAGAUUGAAAAUAUUUCCACGUAAGCAUUCACUGAAAACCAGUAAAACUAUUGAAUGCUGUCCAGAAAAGUUCACAUACGCUAUACUUUAUAAAAUGAUAGAAAAACAACAACUUUUGAAAAACAUUAAUGGUAUUAUUGGUGAAGGUAGGGAAUCAAUAAUCCUUCAUGCCCAUUCAGAUCCCGCAUCCUUAUUGGGUUCUAACUUGCCUAAAGAAUGUGCCAUAAAAGUCUAUAAAACAAUUCUAUCUGACUUAAAAGAAUGUGAAAAAUUUGACGAAUCAGAUCAUAUAUUUCCGCGCAGAAAAGGAGGACGAGCUUCUGAAAGGAUUAGAAGUAUUUGGGCUGAGAAGGAAAUGAUCAACCAGAUUCUAAUGCAAGAGGCUGUAAUACCUUGCCCAAAAGUAGAAACACUUGGAAAAUUUGGAGGACAAGUUUCCACAAGGAAUAUAAGUAUUUGGGCUAAGAAGGAAAUGACCAACCUGAUGCUAAUGCAAGAGGCUGGAAUACCUUGCCCAAAAGUAGUAACACUUCGAAAAAAUGUAUUGGUGAUGGAGUUUAUUGGAAAAAACCGGAUACCUGCUCCAACAUUAAGGGAUGCUAGAAAGUUGAAAGGCAUUGAUUGGAGAAAUGCUUAUGAACAGGUGAUUGAGUAUAUGAAAAUUCUUUUUAACAAGGUUAAUUUGGUACAUGCAGAUCUAACUGAAGAUAAUAUCUUAUGGUAUGAAGACAAAUGCUAUUUUAUUGAUGUCAGUAAAUGUGUAGAGAAUAGCAAUAAAAAAUCAAUAUUAUGUUUAUAUAGAGAUUGUAUCAAUGUCACAGAUUUUUUUUCCAAGAAAGAUGUGGCCAGAAAUAUACCAGAUUUGACCACACCAAGUGAGCUGUUUAUUUAUAUAACAGGCUUUGAUUUUCACGACAGGGUUGCUACAGAUUUUUUUUUCAAGAAAGAUGUGGCCAAAAAGAUACCAGAUGUGGCCAGAAAGAUACCAGAUGUGCAUGUGGCCACACCAAGUGAGCUGUUUAUUUAUAUAACAGGCUUUGAUUGUCACGACAGGGUUGCUCUUCCUGAAAUAAAAGAAUCAAUAAAGUAACGUUAAAAGUGUCUUUAAAUUUUAUUGUUUGGCUGUGAAAGUGCUCUUGUAAUUAUUGUUCACCUAAAAAGCUAUUUAUUAAUUUUAUUAUAAUUUUGUUCAAUA
This is a messenger RNA of Diabrotica balteata, 2103 nucleotides long. NCBI's taxonomy places the organism in Eukaryota, Metazoa, Arthropoda, Insecta, Coleoptera, Chrysomelidae. The record is from the annotation of a GenBank genome assembly.